AUGUCUUCCGAAGAAGACGCCUACUUCUCCAGCAAUCCUCCCCCGCGAUCCCUCCCCGAACACACAACCCUCGCCUCAUCCUUCAUCAACACCCACGCCCUCGCCAACCGGCGCGUCGUCCUCAUCACCUCCGGCGGCACCACCGUCCCCCUCGAAAAGCAAACCGUCCGCUUCAUCGACAACUUCUCCGCCGGCACCCGCGGCGCCACCUCGGCAGAGUACUUCCUCCAGGCCGGGUACGCGGUCAUAUUCCUGCACCGCCAGUUCAGCCUUCUGCCCUACUCGCGGCACUUUUCGCACUCCAAGGACUGCUUUCUCGAUUUUCUGAGCGAGGGCCCUGACGGGAAUGUAGGCUGGCGGGAGGGCCAUGACUCCGCGAAGGUGAGGGAUGUGCUGAGGCGGUAUCGGAGAGCGAAGGAGGCGGAGAUGCUGCUCAUGAUUCCGUUUGUUACGAUUGGCGAUUAUCUGCAUGAGUUGAGGGCGAUUUCUAGGCUGAUGAGGCCGUUGGGCAGGAAGGGGUUGUUGUAUUUGGCGGCUGCGGUGUCGGAUUUCUUUGUUCCACCCGAGAGGAUGGCCGAGCAUAAAAUCCAGAGUACGGAUGCGGUGAAGGGGUUUGCGGGAGAUGCGCAGAAGCAGGGCUCUGAGGAUGAGGAGUUUGAUAACUUUGAUGCGUCGCCACGGGUGCCGAGGUCGAAACGCCUAGUCAUCGACCUGGAUCCUGUGCCCAAGUUUCUCAAGAAUCUCGUGGACGGGUGGGCGCCCCAGGGCAUGAUCGUCUCGUAUAAGUUGGAGACGGAUCCCAGGAUCCUGGUACACAAGGCGCGGUAUUCGCUGGACAGGUACCAGCACCAUCUUGUUAUUGGGAAUUUGCUGUCCACGCGCAAGUGGGAGGUUGUGUUUGUGAGUCCCGGGCGGGAGGAUAACUGGCUGCGCGUGCCGCCGCCGGCGUCGAUGCGGAAAGGCGGCGAGACGGGCUGGGGGGACGCGGAGGGACGGCCGUUGAGGGCGGAGGAGUUGCCGAGGGAGGAUCCGGCGACGGAGAUUGAGGAGUUGAUUAUUCCCGCGGUGGCGGAGCUGCAUGAUGUGCAUAUUGGGAGGUAG
This is a messenger RNA of Pochonia chlamydosporia 170, 1101 nucleotides long. Its product is annotated as phosphopantothenate-cysteine ligase-like protein. The record is from RefSeq and is a predicted model, not a curated record. Gene Ontology annotation, biological process: coenzyme A biosynthetic process. Gene Ontology annotation, cellular component: nucleus; cytoplasm. The transcript has a single exon. Bases 1 to 1101 code for a protein of 366 amino acids. Gene Ontology annotation, molecular function: phosphopantothenate--cysteine ligase activity. Lineage: Eukaryota; Fungi; Ascomycota; Sordariomycetes; Hypocreales; Clavicipitaceae.